UGACCCUUUUAAUUGCACUGUUAUGUGUGUAUUUCACUAAACACGCUUUCAUUUCUUAUGUUUAUGAAUUUUAAUAAAGUGUGUUCCUGUAGUGAUACAAUUUGUUUUUCUUAAAUUAAUUGCAAAUCCCUUAUGCUAGGUACUGGGUUUGAUGAGGAGGCUGCAAUCUUGGGAGCUGGGAGAGAAUUUGCACUCAUGAAAACUGCCAAUGGAAAGAUCUACUAUACUGGCAAAUAUCAGAGCCUGGGAAUCAAACAGGGUGGUCCCUCUGCAGGGAAAUGGGUUGAACUGCCCAUUACCAAAUCUCCAAAAAUUGUUCAGUUUUCUGUUGGUCAUGAUGGUUCACAUUCUUUGCUAGUAGCGGAGGAUGGAAGUGUCUUCUUUACUGGCUCUGCAAGCAAGGGGGAAGAUGGUGAAUCAACCAAGAGCCGAAGGCAACCAAAGCCUUACAAACCCAAGAAAAUUAUUAAAAUGGAAGGCAAAAUUGCAGUUUACACUGCAUGUAACAAUGGAAGCAGCAGCAUUGUAACAAAGGAUGGAGAGCUUUACAUGUUCGGAAAAGAUGCUGUUUACAGUGAUAGCUCUUGCAAGGUUACAGAUCUGAAAGGACACUUUGUUACUCAUGUAGCAAUGGGAAAAGCUCAUACAUGCAUCCUCACCAAAGAUGGAGAGUUGUGGACAUUUGGUGUUAACAAUAAAGGACAGUGUGGUCGAGAUACAGGAUCUAUGAACCAGGCAGGAAAAGGUUAGUACCUUAUAUAAUGU
Molecule: messenger RNA, 765 nt
Organism: Polypterus senegalus (gray bichir)
Lineage: Eukaryota; Metazoa; Chordata; Cladistia; Polypteriformes; Polypteridae
Product: E3 ubiquitin-protein ligase MYCBP2-like
Exons: 4
Coding region: 133-750 (205 amino acids)
Cellular component (GO): nucleus
Source: RefSeq, a predicted model, not a curated record